Messenger RNA from Limanda limanda (common dab), 1015 nucleotides. Its product is annotated as complement C1q tumor necrosis factor-related protein 6-like. NCBI's taxonomy places the organism in Eukaryota, Metazoa, Chordata, Actinopteri, Pleuronectiformes, Pleuronectidae. Bases 19 to 765 code for a protein of 248 amino acids. The record is from RefSeq and is a predicted model, not a curated record. Gene Ontology annotation, molecular function: protein binding. The transcript is spliced from 3 exons.
CGUGAACGAGACACAGUCAUGCUGGGAGUUCUCCUCCUUCUGUCCCUCUCCUCCCUGGUGGACUUGGUGCCUCCCCCGAGGUCUCCCCCUGUCCUCUGCAGGCACUGCUGUGAUGACCUGGAGCCAGCAGAGGGCAGCGGAGAGCAGCCCACCACAGCUGGGUUCGAUCAUGUGCCGGAGGUCCGCACCUACAUCAACAUGACCAUCCUCAAAGGUGAUAGAGGAGAACGAGGCGACAGAGGAACACCUGGUAAAGCUGGACCCGAAGGCCCCCCGGGCUCCAGGGGGGCCACGGGCUCAGAAGGCACUAAGGGCCAGGCAGGUCUUCCAGGAGACGCCUGUAAAGUCCAGCACUCGGCCUUCUCCGUAGGCCGCCGCAAAUCCCUGCACAGCCUGGAGUCGUACCAGGCGCUGGUGUUCGACACGGUCUUUGUCAACCUCGACGGCCACUUCAACAUGUUCGAGGGCAAGUUCCUCUGCCACGUCCCAGGGAUCUACUUCUUCAACGUCAACAUCCACACGUGGAACUUCAAGGAGACGUACGUGCACAUCAUGCGGAACGACAAGGAGCAGGCCAUCGUGUACGCCCAGCCCAGCGACCGCUCCAUCAUGCAGAGCCAGAGUCUGCUGCUGGAGCUGGAUCUGGGCGACGAGGUGUGGGUCCGAAUGUACAAGAGGGAGAGGGAGAAUGCCAUCUACAGUGACGACGUGGACGUCUACAUCACUUUCAGUGGAUACCUCGUCAAAGGGAGUGUGGAGGACUGAUGAGUGAGAGAGAAGAAGAGCUGAGGAUGUGACUGUCGGGGAGAAGAACCUUUGCUUUUUGGAGAAGAAGACGUCCAGCUUGUUCCACAUAAAUCUCUCUGACAAAAUGUGAAGUCAACUUAAUACACUCAUCACCACAAUGGACACCACAAAGUGCUAGAAGUAAGAAAGUACUCGUACAGGGCCUGAUCUAAAGCUGCCUGUUUGAAAUGGACUGUUUUCUUAAGCUACUUCAGAAUGUAGUUUUAAA